Messenger RNA from Olea europaea var. sylvestris, 775 nucleotides. RefSeq names its product peroxiredoxin-2. Gene Ontology annotation, biological process: hydrogen peroxide catabolic process; cellular response to oxidative stress; cell redox homeostasis. The record is from RefSeq and is a predicted model, not a curated record. Gene Ontology annotation, molecular function: thioredoxin peroxidase activity. The coding region runs from base 103 to 591 and encodes 162 amino acids. Gene Ontology annotation, cellular component: cytoplasm. Lineage: Eukaryota; Viridiplantae; Streptophyta; Magnoliopsida; Lamiales; Oleaceae. The transcript has 3 exons.
CCAUUGAAACUCUAUAUAUGCGGACGGUGUUCCAGCCUUACUUAUUGGAAAUUAUCACUGUUGUCCGAAUAUUACUGUGCAGUAACUGUAUUGAACGAAUCAAUGGCUCCGAUUGCAGUUGGUGACUCAAUUCCAGAUGGAACCCUAGCUUAUUUCGACGAGAAUGAUCAACUCCAGAGCGUUUCAAUUCACUCCCUUGCCGCCGGCAAAAAGAUCAUACUUUUUGCCGUUCCCGGUGCUUUCACUCCCACUUGCAGCAUGAAGCAUGUUCCUGGGUUCAUCGAGAAGGCUGACGAGUUGAAGUCAAAGGGUGUUGAUGAAAUCUUGUGCAUCAGUGUCAAUGACCCAUUUGUGAUGAAGGCAUGGGCAAAAACUUACCCUGACAAUAAGCAUGUUAAGUUUCUAGCCGAUGGCUCUGCAAGUUACACUAAGGCACUUGGUCUUGAGCUCGACCUCUCGGAGAAAGGGCUUGGCACUCGGUCCAGGAGGUUUGCUCUUUUGGUUGAGGACUUGAAGGUGAAAGUUGCUAAUAUUGAGGAAGGUGGAGAGUUCACAGUUUCCAGCGCCGAAGAUAUCUUAAAAGCUCUGUAAUUUGUCCGUUCCCCCUACGGGUUCUUUAUUCUGUCGUUGAACUUCCGUUUUACUUUAUAAUAUCCUCGUAUGUCUCGUUUACUCGUGUAAAGUAUUUGAGCUUUUUCAAUCGAAGUGAUAUUUGGUUAUGUGUGAAACAUCUGUUGCUUCUUUCCAAAGUUUACAUUUUGAAUUUGGUUCUUUA